Molecule: messenger RNA, 2652 nt
Organism: Amoebophrya sp. A120
Lineage: Eukaryota; Dinophyceae; Syndiniales; Amoebophryaceae
Source: the annotation of a GenBank genome assembly
GUUAUUUUCGUUCGAAUUUUAUGGUAGGUUGAGUUGUGUUUCCUCCCCCUUGUGUCACAGUGCUAUGCUUACCUGAUCACUUCGACUUUUCCUUUUUGUUUUUUUUCCUGCAAACGUACUAGGCUUUAGCUAUGCCGGACACCGUCCCUGAAGGUGAACCUUGUACGAAAAAGCCCAAAGUGGCAUCUAUUGAGGACCAAGAAAGCUGUGUCAAAACCGCAGCAGAAGAAAAAAUCAUGACAGAAGAGCAACAGCAAGCCGCGGUAGCAGCUGCUUCCCCGGCGGGAGACCAACAGGCGACGUCCGGGAAUGAUAGUACAAUAGCGGAACCAGACGCCGCUGUCCAAGAAAAGGAGAAAUCCGCCCGCGCCCGGUGGCCCGCCUUGGAGUCCAACCCCGAAACGUUCACCGACUUCAUUCACAAACUGGGCGCUCCGCAGAACAUCGCGAUUCACGACGUGUUCGGCUUUGACCCCGAGCUUCUGAUGAUGCUGCCCCAACCGGUCUACGCGAUGAUCUUUCUUUUCCCGCCGAAAUCGGAACUGUUGGGGGAAAGGGAGAAGAAGACGGAGGAUUUACCGCAGCCCGAGGGCGAGCCGUUUUUCCUCUGGCAAUCGAAGGCGUUGGGAAACGCGUGUGGAACGAUCGCCGCCAUACACUCUCUGAUCAACAACCGCAGCUCGUUACCGUUCACCGACGAUUCCAUCCUUGGGCAGUUCGUCACCGCAACGAAAGACCACACCCCGGGAGAACGAGGGAAAAUUAUGGAGACCUUCGAGCCGAUGCGGAAACAGCAACAGAAAGCGGCGUCCGGGAGGAGUAACCAAACGGAAAUGACGGAGGGCAAGGUGGAUUUUCACUUCGUUGCUUUUGUGGAGAAGAACAACGCGAUCUGGGAGCUGGACGGGGCAAGGCCGAAACCGCGGAAAUUUGCCAUGGUCGAAGGGUUGUCUUUUGGGGAGAGGGUCGGACAGAUCAUUCAAAGCGAGUACAUGGCGAAGAUGCCGGGCGAACACAACUUUUCCACCCUGGCGCUGGCGCCGGCGAUGGAAUAGGAGAGUGCUGUGGGGGUUGAAAUGAGUUUGGACGUGUGACGGGAAAACUUUUUGAAGCUCGACGGGGAAACUUUUUGAAGCCCAGUAUGGUAGUGCUAGUGAUCUAGUGGAUAUAAAAAUUAUGCUGAACAUGAACAGAAGAGAAGACGCCAGACCGCAGCCCCUUCGGUGGAGUAUUUGUUCAAUUCUUUUAGACGUUAUACGGACCGACCUGCUACAACGAGCUUAUUCGCUCUUGUUGAGUGUAUGAGGUUCUGAAUGUGAAUCCUAAUGGUGUGUCGACGUGAUAAUAAACGAAAAAGACCCAGGGCGAAGCGAGUAAGUGUGCCAACUCUCGAAGGCGGUGGCGCCUCGCCCCUGUAAGCGCCGGCUGGGCAGCUCUCCAAGGGCGCGGGCAGUGUUGCAAUUCCCCGCUCGGGGCGGGGCGUGGUGCGAGCCGCCGGCUCAUUACGCGGGGCGCCGGCCGUAAUCACUGGAGCAACGUAGCCGGGCGCAACGGGGCGCCUACCUUUGCCGCCAAUGGCAAGAGCGGCGGGCGCGCGCCCGGCCGCGCGCGCGCUGAGGCCCUUUGGACUUGCUGGGGGGGCCCGCCUGCCUGCCUCGCUUGGGCGGCAGCCCGCUCGGGCCGGUGUCGCUUGCGCCCCCUGGUCGCACCGCUGCGCAGGCAGUCGCCUGCGCCGCCAAAUGUUUGUCACACACUCGACCGACCUCGCGAGCCCCGUGUGGACCCGGCUACUUGUGAACCCAGCGCGAGCGCGGCGCCCCCAUCUAAAGCGCCGGCCCCCCGCCCGGCAGAUAGUGAGCCCGGCGCCCGGGGCGGGCCAGCGGUCCGCCUUGUAGUGGCGCCCCCGCGCCGGGCCGCUUUGGGCGGGCGGCGGGCGGCGUCGCACCUUGGGCGGAGGCCCGGGCGCGGCUCCUCUCCGCCACGCCCGCGGCGCGCCUGCCUCCUCCCGGAGGCCGGCCGCGCCCGCUGCGCUUGGGCGGGGCCCCGUUGGGUGCCUGCUUGUAUGUGGGGCAGCCGGCCAGCUGCCGGAAGUGGAGCGAGGAAGACAAAGAAUCACGCCCAAAGAGUCUGGCCGUGCUUGUGGUCGGGUCGGUUUUUUUUUUCCGCAUUGUGGCGAAACAAUCGGCCGGCGAAGUGUCGACGUGCCAGAAAGGCGACACGUUGCCGAAGGUAGAGGACGCGCGUGCCUGCGUCGUCGCCGAUCCUUUUUAUAGUCUGUCGGGAUCCACUUGGUGGAAAAUAUAGACGUCAUUUCUUUAGGGACGACAAGACCCGCCUUUGCUUCGCGCGGGACGGGGAAAAGAAGGCCCUGGGUGUGGGGGCUUUCUCUCCGCCCCGUCCGCCCCGUUGGUUUUGUGGGUGCCUGCCCAAGUCCGUGGCGUCCGUUCGUCCAUCGUCGCAGCGCCGCCACGCCAGCACUUUGGCCCUGCCAGUCUGCCUGCCCCCCUAUGUGCCAUCCCGCUGGCGCUAGAUAGUUGCCGGCCCGGGCCGGCGCCACGGCCCGUGCGUGCCUGUUCGCAGGAGGGCAGGGUAGCAGCUGCCCCAUGGUCACAAAGAAGCGAAAGACCGCGCUAUCACUUAUUUCCGUGUGGC